CAUCAUUCUACUUGAAACCCCACACGGUGUACGAAUACAUGCAAUUGACAAAAUACAUCCCUGGCCUCAAUAAUUAAUUCACCAUCACAACAACAAGAACAAGUAGCUACCUAGCGCAGCAACACAAAGAGAAAAGAAAUUUUUCAAAAGAACUAUCAAUAAAGUACUUUGGAAUAUUAGAAAAAAAAUUAAAGUGAGAAGAAUUAAUGGAAAGGGGUGAAGAAAGAAAUCAGUUAAACAACUACUUAUCUUUCUCAUCAUCAACCGCAGCAAAUAGUAUCCAUGAAUUGGGAUUUGUACACUUUGCAGAUCAUAACUUGAGCUUUUUAGCUCCUUCAUCACAAUCUUCUCAGUCUCUUCAAGCUGCCGCAGCCGCCAACGUAAGUGUUACGCCAUCCGCCGCCAUCAACACAAAUAACGUUACCGGUGGUCUAGGGUUUAGCCACAAUGAAUUACUUGUCAAUAGACCAUCUUGGAACAACAACGACCAGGUGGAAACAGUAGAUCCCAAGGGUAUUAUUGACGAAAAUUGCAGCGGUAAUGCCAGUGAGGGUAACAAUUCAUGGUGGAAGAGUUCAUCUUCAGACAAAGGAAAGGUGAAGAUAAGGAGAAAGCUAAGAGAACCAAGAUUUUGUUUCCAAACAAGGAGUGACAUUGAUGUUCUUGAUGAUGGAUAUAAAUGGAGAAAAUAUGGUCAGAAAGUUGUCAAGAAUAGCCUUCAUCCCAGGAGUUACUAUCGAUGUACACAUAGUAAUUGUAGAGUGAAGAAAAGAGUUGAAAGACUAUCAGAAGAUUGCCGUAUGGUAAUAACUACGUAUGAAGGUAGACAUAACCAUUCUCCUUGUGAUGAUUCUAACUCUUCUGAUCAUGAUUGUUUCACCUCUUUCUAGAAUUAUUAUUAUUAUUGUUAUUCUGUAUAUACUACCUACCCCUUUCAAACCAUAUAUUAGUAUUAUUAUUAUAGCUUUAUUAUAAGGAACUACUACAACAACAACAAUGUCACAACGAAUCAUAUAUAUAUAUUGUGCCUAGCUUCAUGUUGCUAUGGUGAAUUUUAA
This is a messenger RNA of Solanum dulcamara, 1058 nucleotides long. RefSeq names its product probable WRKY transcription factor 12. Lineage: Eukaryota; Viridiplantae; Streptophyta; Magnoliopsida; Solanales; Solanaceae. Gene Ontology annotation, biological process: regulation of DNA-templated transcription. Gene Ontology annotation, molecular function: DNA-binding transcription factor activity; sequence-specific DNA binding. The transcript has 4 exons. Bases 207 to 890 code for a protein of 227 amino acids. The record is from RefSeq and is a predicted model, not a curated record.